AUGAAUCAAAACUACUCUCUACUGAAGGAGGAGGCAGAGCGAGCACACCGUGCUGAAAUACGAUUAGAUCAGGUGGUACAGGAACUUCGAAAGGCACAAGCGGCACUGAGCUUGCAGUCUUCAUUGUCUUCUGUGGAGCAACAUUGCACCUCGCUUGAAGAGCGAUGGUAUGCUGCGAAGGAUCAACGCACAGCAUCUCAAUGCCAUGCGGAGGAGUUUUGCAAGAAGAUUCAACAAGACAUAAGGGAGAAGUUGGAGGCAUCAGGUCUUUUGCCUCCAAGUCACAUUGAAGCUCGAGUGAAAGAAGACACUCAGGCACUAGAGCACGUGGAGCUUCCGGCUUUGGCCAGGGAAGCGGAGGAGAAGAUCUACGAAACGAACUCACUCCAAACAGCGGCCAUUGCAGAUUUGAGAGCGGAGCAGCAACGUCAGCAUGGGUGUGUGGUGAAUUUGACUGAGCAGCUUGAGAAGAAUCGAGCUUUGACAUUGAAGAAGGUCUCAAAGAUCUCUGGCACGGCAAAAGAGAAGGUCUUGGAGAAUUGGUCUUCCACCGAAAAGACUCUGCAAAAUGUCAAUGACGUCUUCAGUGAAAUGCUUGAAGCUACCAGGUGCACCGUCGGCUCUGUGGACUCGUCGGCCAGCUCUGCUCAGCAGCGAUUCGCCGAACGCGUGGCAUCGUUGAGGCAAAGCUUGGCCCAGCAGCGGAGCCUUCUAGAGCAAAGUGCCAAGAAGACCUCUGAAGCGUUGAGCGCGGCCCAAAGCGCCGUCACCGAGCAGCACAGGUUGUCCGAGGAGUCGAUGGCAGGAGCCCUCGAAGCAGUAGAACAGCUGCAGCAGAUGCAUGUGGAAGUCCUCAUGCAAGUGAAGCAAGAAACCAGCCAAAGUGCUGACAAAAUGCAGGCUGCGACAUCUUCGGUCAGCCAAGCUCUAGAUUCCAAUCGGCAGCAGACUGCAGAUGCCACAGAGCAACAGCAGCAACAAUGGGAUUCAGUUGCCGAUGCCUUCCAAAAACACGCUGAAGCAGAAGAUGCCAUGAUCCAAACGGCCAAGACAGAAUCGGAAAGGAUAGAGCAGGCCUCAGUGGAACGUAUCGCUGGAUGCGCGGAGCGCACUGCAGAAGCACAAGGCCGUGCACUUGGUGGCGUUCAGGCACUUCGCAAAGGUGCUGCCACUGCGCUCCAAAAGCAGUGUACAGAGGUCAACGACUUUAUUGAGGGCAGCAAGGCCAGCAUCCUGGACCAAGAGCUCCCUCAGAGGUCGAGAAUCCCAGAGAUUCCACUUCCACCCCUGCCAAGCGAGGAGCAAGUCCUUUCAGAGUUCCAGAGCAGUCGCCAGCCCAUGAGCGCUGGUUUGAUCCAAAGUGUGACGAGUGCGUUGCGAAAUGCCAAGCAAUCGUUGAGCCCUGUGCAACUAACUAGCAUCCAAGAAGCCAUGCAACUGUUGGAUCUGCCUUUGGAGGAGAAGCCUGUUUGGGGCAGUUCUGCCACGAGAGGUCUUUUCUUGGUAUUUGAGGGUCUUGAUCGCAGUGGCAAGUCCACCCAAAGCAAGAAACUCGAAGAAUAUUUGUCAAAGGUGGGACCUGGCCCAGUGAAAUGGAUGUGCUUCCCAAACCGGAAGACGCCCAUUGGCAGCGCCAUUGAUCUUUACUUACGGAGGCAACUGGAGCUUCCAGAUGAAGCGGUUCAUCGACUUUUCAGUGCCAAUCGCUGGGAGAUGGCUAAAUCCAUUGUCGAGGACCUUCGUGCUGGUACCACUAUCAUUUGCGACCGCUACGCCUUCUCUGGGGUAGCGUAUUCUGCGGCAAAAGGUUUGGACUUUUCCUGGUGUCAAGCUCCAGACCGAGGGCUUCCAUGUCCAGAUGGAGUUUUCUUUCUGCACAUCGACGAAAAGGUUGGCGCCUCGCGAUCAAACUUUGGUGACGAGCGUUACGAGAAUGCAGACAUGCAGGCUACUGUUCGCACUCAGUUCAAGGAUGCUCGACUUCGAGCACAAGUGAACUGGAGAGAUGUGGAUGGAGCACGGGACAUGGAGGUGAUUCACGCGGAGAUUCGAACAGCUGUGGAAGCAAUCCGACAGGAGGAUCAGGAGAAUCGACAGCGCCCAAUCCAGCGCCUGUGGAUCAAGUGA
Durusdinium trenchii is the source of this 2127-nucleotide messenger RNA. The record is from the annotation of a GenBank genome assembly. Lineage: Eukaryota; Dinophyceae; Suessiales; Symbiodiniaceae.